This is a messenger RNA of Nyctereutes procyonoides (raccoon dog), 2654 nucleotides long. RefSeq names its product FAM161 centrosomal protein A (gene FAM161A). The transcript has 7 exons. NCBI's taxonomy places the organism in Eukaryota, Metazoa, Chordata, Mammalia, Carnivora, Canidae. The record is from RefSeq and is a predicted model, not a curated record. Gene Ontology annotation, cellular component: ciliary basal body; photoreceptor connecting cilium; cilium. Gene Ontology annotation, biological process: cilium organization. The coding region runs from base 69 to 2216 and encodes 715 amino acids.
GCCGCGGGUGGCGGGAGUCCGCGCCCGCUCCCCGGCCCCGGGCGAGCGCGGGCCUCGGCGGCGCGGCCAUGGCAGCCUCGCAGCGAGCGGCGACCCCGGCGGCCGCCCGCCUCCAGUCCCCGGGAGAUUCCAGCCCCGGAGCGCAGGCCGCCCAGUCCCAACGCGAACACCCCUCGGAGGCUGCGACGGCGGCGGCCGCGGCCUUGAAGGACGAGGAAGACGGAAAGGAGGCGGCGCCGCGGGCGCUGGCGCGGGCUGAUUUUAACACCAAUAUUUCUGAGGUAGAUGAACAAACACAAAUAAGUGAUGAGGACUUUGUGGACUUUUCUGAUAUUUGCCACUCUAAUGAAGAGUAUUUUAGGAAACUAGAAGAGCUGAAAGCUGCCCACUUGGAAACUAUGGCAAAGUUAGAGAAAAUGUACCAGAAUAAAUUAAAUUUAAAAGUUCAGCCAGUGAUCAUCAGAGAAGCUUCUAGUGUCUCUUCCAGGUCUGAAUCAGAAAAGAACUCUUAUCACCCUAUAUCAUUAAUGACAUCUUCAGAGCCUGAUUUAGGGCCGUCUUCCUCCUUGAUUAUGUCUUCCUCUGAAGACGAGUUGCCCAACUUAGAAAAAGAGUAUCCUGAGAAAAAGAGGAUGGUGAUGAGCUACGCAAAAGAGCUCAUCAACAACAUGUGGACAAACUUUUCUGUUGAAGAUUAUAUUCGGUGUGAAGAUGCUUACUUCCCAGCCGUUGAAAAAACAAAGAAGAAACCAAGAGAAUGGGCGCCAAAGAUUACAGUUCCUGAGCCUUUUCAGAUGAUGAUUAGGGAACAGAGGAAGAAAGAAGAGAACAUGAAAUCAAAAUCAGAUAUUGAAAUGGUACACCAGCUGCUCAAAAAGCAAGAAGAAGAAUCAGAGUGUAAGAAAAAAUUCCGAGCCACUCCAGUUCCUGCAUUUGUCUUUUUCCCCCUUUAUCAUGAACUAGUCAAGCAAAAUGAAGACCGCAGAAAGCGUUUGAAGGAAAAGAACAAAGAAGCUCUUCUGGCCUCACAAAAGCCAUUUAAGUUCAUUGCAAGAGAGGAACAGAAGCAAGCAAUCCGGGAAAAGAAGCUGAGAGACUUGUUUAAGUCUAAAAAGAAAACAAACCGAUUUAAGGCCAGACCUGUGCCUCGAUCUACUUAUGGCUCAGCUACCAAAGAGAAGUUAAAAGAAGAGGAGCUCUAUAGAGACAUUAUGACGCAGCUGAAAGCCCAAGAGCUCUUGCAGAAUCCACCCCCUUUGCCUUCUAGGUCAGGUCACAAAAGUUGUGCUCCAAGGAAGCUCAAGUGUCCUGAGCAGCCUGAAAGGCUGAAGUGUACACACAAGUUUAGAUGCCAGAUUGCUGAUUUUGAAAAGCUUCCUGAGGGAUACCAGAAACACCUCUCAGAACAGAAGUGUUCAAAACUCCCAGCCUCCCAUAAACCACCCAAUCUUCACUCAGCCUCCACUGCAUCCACUAAAAGAGAGAAAAUUUUGGCAGACAUUGCAACAAAUGAGGAACAUUUAAAAGAAACACGGCCUUUUCUGUCUCCAAGAAACAAGUCACCAGGAAGAAGUGCAAGUGCAAAGCCUGUGCCUUGUAACUGCCCCCCUCCAAUGCCCACAGUAUCUUCCAGAGGGAGAGAACAAGCCACAAGGAGAUCACUUGAGGAAAAGAAAAUGUUGGAAGAAGAGAGAAAUCGGAUCCUAACUAAACAGAAGCAAAGAAUGAAAGAAUUGCAGAAACUCCUGACAAUCCGGGCUAAAGCUUAUGACUCCCAUCAAAGUUUAGCUCAGAUGUCUAAAUCCAGAGUCAAAUCUCUCAGAAAGAGUGAAAAGGAAAGGAUGAGAGAAUACCAACAAGAACUAGAAGAAAGAGAAGAAAAAUUAAAAAACAGGCCGCUACUGUUUGAAAGAGUUGCUCAGAAAAAUGCAAGAAUGGCAGCAGAAAAACGUUAUUCUAACACCCUAAAAGCAUUAGGACUAUCUGAUGAGUUUGUUUCAAAGAAAGGCCAAAGUGGAAAAGUAUUUGAGUACUUCAGCAAUCAAGAGAUGAAGAAUUCUACUGAAGAUAAAGAAAGCUUUGAUGAAGAAGAAGAAGUUGAAGAAAGAGAGAGUGGGGAAGAAAAUCAUUUCAUUGAUACGAACAGCCAGGAUUCUUACAAGGAAAAAGAGGAAACUGAUGAAGAGAGUGGAGAAGAGAAAUCUGUUAAGGAGUAAGAGAGAUUGAGCAGGAUGUCUCCUGUCUGUGCCCGCGCUGUCGAUGGCAGCCCCUGGCAUUAGCAUCCGUGCUUAUGGUGAGAACAACAUCAAUGAGAGCCCUCCAACCUGUACAAGGCUCUUGAGCAAAGUCAUCUGUAGCCUGGAAAGGCCAAAUCCAACCGAAUGGUUGUUGGGUCAGUUGGAGUAAGGCUUUGCCUGUUCAGGUUUUUUAAUCACUAUGUAUGGUUUACAACUUUGACCUUACUUGUAUUUUUAAAAAAGCAUUUGAGAAUCAUAGCUGUCAUCAUAAACUGAUUAAUUCUGAACAUAUUUGCUACUUCCUUAUUUGAAUGGGAAAAAAUGGCUUGGCAUUGAGAGCAGAAAGAAGUACUGGCUUUUGGUGAUUUGAAAAAAUGUUUUUGGGAAGUCUGAAUCAAUAAAUAUUUUUAAAUUAUA